This is a messenger RNA of Phyllopteryx taeniolatus (common seadragon), 1843 nucleotides long. Its product is annotated as fibroblast growth factor 6-like. The transcript has 3 exons. The record is from RefSeq and is a predicted model, not a curated record. Gene Ontology annotation, cellular component: cytoplasm. The coding region runs from base 1148 to 1717 and encodes 189 amino acids. Gene Ontology annotation, molecular function: growth factor activity; fibroblast growth factor receptor binding. Gene Ontology annotation, biological process: cell differentiation; regulation of cell migration; fibroblast growth factor receptor signaling pathway. NCBI's taxonomy places the organism in Eukaryota, Metazoa, Chordata, Actinopteri, Syngnathiformes, Syngnathidae.
UUUAUUCUUGCCUAUGUCGAGCAUUGUGAUGUCAUUCGUGAGAAAUGUCAGCUUGAAGGCGACUUCAUCAGGCGCUCUUCGCGUUGGAUGAACCGCCUGCCGCCGAUUGGCUGCAUGCGUGCACGGAACGGAUGCUCGAACUGCGACAAGGCAGCUGUCGAUCAAAGUCGUCCUGAUGCUCAGUCAACUCCAGAUUGUUUGUUUCAUCGUCACCAGUCUUCUUGGCUCCUUUUUGCAUGCGUGUGCUUUAUAGAUGCUAACAAGCGGCGGCAUCGACGCUCAUUAAUUAAGAGUGUCCGCUCGCCAUCGAUUCGGGUUUCAUUUGUCAAUAGGGCGGCUGCGCUUUUGGCCGCUCGGGCCUCGGUGGCGCAAAAAAUGCAGAUGAGCGGAAACAAAAGUGUUCAAUUGCAGAAAAGAAUCCACAGGAGCUGGCACGUUCUUUCCCCGCACUCACGUCAAUUUUCUUCGAGCUUCCUCCCGCGUUUUCAGAAGUUCAUUAAAGAGCUUGAUUUUUCGGGCAGGUGUAGAAUUAAAGGUGAACAUUAUUACAAAAAGAUAGUCGUAUGCGACUCACUGCUGCCCCUUGAGGCACAACGUGGCACUGUUCUUCCACUGCAUGGAGUCAUUUUUGCGGCUGUGCAUUAUUUGGCGUAGGUGGGUUUUAUUUUGAAAGUCCUAAGAGGAAACUGUCCCUCUCACGGCGUGUGCGUGCUUGGCUCGCGUGUGAAGGUGCCCAUCAUAAGUGCCUGUCCCGGCCUCUUGGCCCCUCUCUCCUUCUCUCUCUCUCUCUUAUCAGUCGUUCUCCUCCUCCCAUCUCCCACUCGUGACUCAGUUUUUGGGGUGGAGCGGGGGUCCGCAGCGGUGAUGUCACGCGGGUGAGGGACGCCAGCGUCAGGGCCCAGGUGAGCGAGCUGCCACUGUGCUGCGGUGCGGAGUCCCUCCACUGGCCGGCGUCGCUCAAGAUGCUCAUGCGCCUGCACCCCAAGCUCGGACGCGCUCCCUCCCUCUUCCGCUCGGAUCCCGGGCCAUGGCGACUUGAGCCGUGUCCUCCGCCGCCGCCCGCAGGAUGUCCCAGGACCACAGCAAGUAGGACGAGGUGUGUUUCUAGGGCAGGUGUCCGCGUGCUGCGCGAAGGCGCCCCUGCAGCAUGACGCUGCCGGCCGCGCUCGUACUCUGGACUUGCGUGUGGGGGGUCGUCGCCCCGGGCGGCCGCAGCGGGGCCAACGGCACUGAGGUGGAGAGGCGCUGGGAGACGCUGUUGUCGCGCUCCUACCUGGGCCUCGCCGGCGGGCGGGCGGCGCGGCCCGACUGGCAGAGCGACUACUUGCGGGGCGUCAAGAGGGUGCGCCGCCUCUACUGCAACGUGGGCAUCGGCUUCCACCUGCAGGUGCACCCGGACGGCAGGAUCGGCGGCGCGCACCUCGAGGACCCGCACAGUCUCAUCGAGAUCUCCAGCGUGGAGAGAGGAGUGGUCAGCUUGUUCGGCGUCAAGAGCGAGAUGUUCGUGGCCAUGAGCCACAGGGCCCGGCUCUACGGGACGCGGCGCUUCGGCGACGAGUGCAAGUUCAGGGAGACGCUGCUGCCCAACAACUACAACGCCUACGAGUCUUUUGUUUACAAGGGCUUCUACGUGGCCCUCAGCCGGCACGGGCGGGCGCGGCGUGGCGACAAGGCCACCACCGCCGCCACCGGCACACACUUCCUCCCUCGGCUGUGACUGACGCUGCCGCCGCGCGGCCAUUUGCACACGCAGAUUUUAUUUCCUUCCAGGUAACACGCCGUGUCAAUGCCAACGAACUGCGCAAAUGUUGAUCCUGUUAUUAUAUAAAUAUAUAUAUGUAUA